GGUAACUGUCACAUACUUAAACUAGCUAAUGUGUGUUUUGGCUAAACGACAAGUUUUAUUUGUACCUAAAGAUGGCGUCAAGGAACAUCGACCCUUUGUCGGUGGAGGAGCCUUCAGAAGGCGGAGAAGAGGAGAGGGAGGAAAAGGAGAGAGGAGCAGGAGGAGAGUUGAGCUGGGAGUCUCAGGUCCCAGUGAAGGUGUUGCGAGCUCACCGCGAUGCUGUGACCACAGCUCGAGUCUGCUGCGACAAUCACUGUGUCCUGAGCUGCUCCUCAGACUGCACCGCUGUCCUCUGGGAUGUGGAGAGCUGUCAGCCUCUGAGGACGUUUGAUGGAGUUCACAGUAAAGCCAUCACUGAGUGUGCUCUGAUCCCACACAGCAACAGGAUGGUCACAGUGUCCUGGGAUAAGAAGAUGGUGGCCUGGGACCUCGAGACCGGACUCACUCUGUGGAAAUCGAGGCAGCCCGGCCUGCUGACCUCCUGCAGCUCCUCGUCUGACGGCCGGCUGGUCGUUUGCGCUGUAAAUCCUCAGAAUGGCGUUUCCAUCUGCGACGCCGCCAGCGGACAGAUGCUGCACCACGUCAGCGAUCUUCACCGCUCCUUCAUCACUCGAUGUCGGUUCGACCCUCAGAGCCAGCGAGUGGCCACCGUCUCUGUAGACCGCAGCAUCAAACUGUGGGACCUGCGGGCGCAGAAAACCACCGUGUCCAUUGACAGUAACCAUGGAAACGUCGUCUCAGCCUGCUGCUUCACCAGCAACGGGCACUUCCUGUGCACAGCGUCGUGGGACAAGACGUUGAAGCUGUGGGACCUGCAGGCGGGGGGGUUCCGAUCUCACGGCGGGACGCCGCUGCAGGGAGGCCACGAAGGCAGCGUGAGUGCCUGCUGCCUCGCCGCUGCUGACGCGGACCUCCUGGUGUCCGCCUCCUACGACAGGACUGUUGCUCUCUGGGAUUUGUCGUCUCUCUGUCAGACUCUCGUGCUGAAGGGCCACAGUGAUUGGGUGACAGAUGUGUCAGUGAGUGCUGACAGGAAGUUGGUGGCUUCUUCCUCCAAGGACGGGACUGUUCGACUGUGGGACAUAGAGAACAUGGAAGAAAUCCCAGAGGUCAUGAAGAAGAGGAACGCUCAGGGAGCGGGAAUUCACAUCCUCAAGUGUGAAGAGUGUGGAAAGCCGUUCCCAUUGUCCAGACUGCUGACCUCAGAGCUGCUCACGCAGUGCGUCUUCUGUCGCCUCAAAUCGCCACCCAGAUACCGACCGCAGCCGCCACCACUUACAUGACUUCCUGUGCGGGAGGAAAUGUUGUACUAAGUUUUGCAAGGUGUUUGGUGGCUCAUAUAAGCUUUACAUCACUUCCACUUUCCCACGCUGCCAAGCUCAUGAAUCCAGUCUGAGGUGUUUCUGUGUGGACUUCAUAUGUUCUGCUGCGUCUGUGGGUCCUUCCUAGUCUAAAGACAUGCGUGUGAUGAUUCGAAGUUGCCCGUCUGUGUAAGCUCUCCAGGAUGUACCCAGCUGACCCACGU
This is a messenger RNA of Oreochromis aureus, 1525 nucleotides long. RefSeq names its product WD repeat-containing protein 88. Gene Ontology annotation, molecular function: protein binding. Bases 72 to 1283 code for a protein of 403 amino acids. The record is from RefSeq and is a predicted model, not a curated record. Lineage: Eukaryota; Metazoa; Chordata; Actinopteri; Cichliformes; Cichlidae. The transcript is spliced from 12 exons.